AUGAGACGCCCCAAUUUCGCGCCAUUCCAACGGCGCUCUGCGCAUAGUCCUUAUCACUACUGCGCGUCGAAUAUCUCAUACAUGGCGCAACCUCAUUCUCGUUCGACUGUCACGUUAGACAGCACCUUCACUCUUGGAGAUACCGUUGAGGAGCAAACACGGGAUCGACAUUUCUAUGCCAGACGCUUCUGGACUCACCUUGUCGACUCGUCGACUCCAUCGAGUGGGACUCCGCUCAUCGUCUGCGAGCCGUUUGGGCAAUAUAUCCUUGAGCAACACGUUCCGUUUGCUUUGCGUGGGAAUCUCAUCUUGUUACCUUACCCUCGCCAACCGAUCUUGCACGUCAACCCUACCCAGUACGUCGAGACUUCGGCCGCUUCCGAAACCAACAUGGCCAACAUCAAUACUAUGAGUGUCUCUUCCUUCGGGAGAGUAAUGACCUGUAACUUGUCAGACGACGAAUUCUACUGGGACGUCGUCAUGGAACACCGUGACUAUGAGUUCAACGAGCGUACGCACUAUAGUUUCACCAUUCGGUACAUUGUGAGUCAUUGGAUAAUGACCACCUCGCCCGACGACACAUUCGUCGAUGGCUCAAUACUCUCAAUCUUGGGCUCCAUUAGCUCGUACGGACUCGACGCGGCCUCAUGGACAAUUCGUGCACUCCGCGUACGACCAGCACCUGCGGAAGCUCUUCAUCAUUAG
Melampsora larici-populina 98AG31 is the source of this 705-nucleotide messenger RNA. RefSeq lists its product as uncharacterized. The coding region runs from base 1 to 705 and encodes 234 amino acids. Lineage: Eukaryota; Fungi; Basidiomycota; Pucciniomycetes; Pucciniales; Melampsoraceae. The record is from RefSeq and is a predicted model, not a curated record. The transcript has 5 exons.